Messenger RNA from Corticium candelabrum, 1026 nucleotides. RefSeq lists its product as uncharacterized. The transcript has 4 exons. The record is from RefSeq and is a predicted model, not a curated record. NCBI's taxonomy places the organism in Eukaryota, Metazoa, Porifera, Homoscleromorpha, Homosclerophorida, Plakinidae. Bases 48 to 875 code for a protein of 275 amino acids.
AGACAUCUACUGCGCAUGCACUAGGCAGGCGCCACUAUCGUUCAGAAAUGACGCUUGUUGUACCCUCAAAGCUCCCAGCGUACCUAAGAGCAUCGGAUGGUUCGCCAGGUGCAGAUCUACGUUCAGUGCUAAAGUUUGAUCAAGCGAGAGUUGACAAUCUUUACACACUCGACGCAGAUAAACACGAGAUGCGAUUUGAAUUUCUUGAGAUGGGAGUGAAGUAUGGAGAGACAGAGAAGAGUAGUACGCCCGUCCGUGUCGCUUUGACAUUGAGUGCAGAUUCAAAGAGGAAUGUGACUCUGACUUUCGUCGAGAAGGUGGUUGAGAAGUGGGGAAUAAACUUUGUCGGAACCGUGACUGUGAGCCAUGGCAAUGGGCAGACGUUCGCGGUGUAUUUGCCUGGAAUUAGAACCUAUGAUGCGGCAGGGAUAUCCGGUGACCCUCAUGCCAGUGAGCGUAUUGGUGCCGGAUGUGCAAACACUCAACUCAGCAUCACCAUUGCCCAGUUGGUUGCUCUUCGAGAUGGUGCCACACUGGAGCAAUUAGGUGAAAUUCAAGACGCCAUGAAAAAUGUAGUUGCAUGCUACCACGGUCGAAUGGCUCUUUCCCAGUGGAUGAAAGCCCAAUUGGUACAUGCUAUUAUUGAAAAGAAAGAAGUGACUCCAUACCCUGAGUUUAUUCAACAAAUGAUAGAUGAUGGAAAACUUGAAAUUAAUGCCAACAGAGCACAUACGAAAAUAUACCUUGAGUCAUACAAGGCAGGUCGUCCGGUCUCUCCACCUCAGUUUUACAAGAAAUGUGCAGCUAAAGAGGAUCCGUCUACUUUCCUCAAUGCUGAUCAGCUAAAGGAAUUUAGGCAGCUGGCAGAAGAGUGACUCAUGAAUGCUGUUUAAUAAUGUAAUGAUAAUUAGAUUCUGAUUCUAUAUUUGCAUUUUGUAACACUGUUUAUCAUUGGUGUUAUCAUAUGGUAUAUUCUGUAUUUUCGACAUAGUUUUAUGUUGCUAUUUCAGUGUGUUUAGGAAUGCA